Messenger RNA from Portunus trituberculatus (swimming crab), 6408 nucleotides. Its product is annotated as spermine oxidase-like. Gene Ontology annotation, molecular function: polyamine oxidase activity. The record is from RefSeq and is a predicted model, not a curated record. NCBI's taxonomy places the organism in Eukaryota, Metazoa, Arthropoda, Malacostraca, Decapoda, Portunidae. Bases 45 to 1709 code for a protein of 554 amino acids. The transcript has 5 exons.
GUGGCAGGGAGAGGCAGACGUGGCACCAGCGCCUCGAUGUAAACAUGUCCUCGGUGGCGGCAGACGACGCAGGGGAAACUGACCCCCUCAAUAAUACCAAAAAUGCCGAGCCCUCUCGCACUUGCAAGAUUGUCAUCGUGGGGGCGGGCGUGGCGGGCCUGUCUGCCGCCAACCACCUCCUCAAGAACAACAUCACAGACUUCGUUAUGCUGGAGGGCAGGAACAGAGUCGGUGGGAGAAUUAUCGCCAUAAACAUUGAUGGUCGAAGAAUGGAGCUUGGUGCCAACUGGAUCCAUGGGAUUCUUGGUAACCCAAUCUAUGAGCUGGCCUCGGCCAAUGGCCUUGUUGACAUCAUCCAAGAGAACAAACCUCACAGCGUAGUGGGCACACUUCCGGAUGGCAGGCGGGUUCCCUUCCAUAUCCUACAGGAGAUCUAUGAUGCUUAUUUCUGGUUCUUCCGACGCUGUGAGGAGUACUUUCUGUGCAAGUACCUGCCUCCUGAUGGCGUGGAAAGUGUUGGUGCACACCUGCGGCUGGAGAUCUCCAUCUACCUGGAGCAGUUCCCAGAGCCAGAGCGACACAUCAGGAACCUUAUCUUCAACUACCUCCUUAACCGUGAGACUUGCAUCAGUGGCUGUAACACCAUGGAUGAAAUUGAUUUGAUGGAAAUUGGUAGCUACACAGAGCUGCCAGGUGGCAAUAUAGUACUGCCAGGGGGCUACAGCAGCAUCCUGGGACCCCUCACAAAGAAUAUCCCAGAUUCACAGUUGCUUAAGGGCCAUGCUGUAAGCUGCAUCAGGUGGAGGGCUGGUCUGGAGAGCUGCAGCACCACAGACUCAGGCCUUGGAGAGGACCUGGCUGCCAAGCUUCCAGCCACGACAGAUAACCAUUUGCCAGACUGCCGGAAUGGCACCACCUCUCUCUCCACUUCUCCCUCCAGGAAGAUGCGUCCCAAAGUGGAGGUGAUAUGCAAGAAUGGCAAAAAGUUCCUGGCCGACCAUGUGAUCUGCACGGUGCCCCUCGGGGUGCUGAAGGAGACUGGCAGGACCAUGUUUGACCCACCACUGCCUGACUACAAGAUGGACUCCAUUGACCGGUUGUGCUUUGGUGUGGUGAACAAGAUUUACCUGGAGUAUGAGCGACCGUUCUUGAACCCUGGCCUGUCUGAGGUGCUGUGUCUGUGGGACCCAGUAGACCCUAAGGAACCCGUGAGUGAGCGGUGGUUCAAGAAGAUCUACUCCUUCAGCAAGGUGUCGGAGACGCUGCUGCUGGCCUGGAUCUCUGGGGAAGAGGCCAAGUACAUGGAAACGCUACCUUUCGAUGCAGUCUCUGAAAAAUGCACCGAGAUCCUCCGCAUGUUCCUCAACGAUCCCUUCAUACCAAAACCAAAACGUUGCAUCAACACCACCUGGUGGUCACAGCCCUUCACCCGAGGCUCUUACACUGCCAUUGGUAUUGGGGCCUCACAGGUGGACAUAACCAACAUCUCUCAUCCCCUGUACAUGCAGCCCACCUGUAGUAAGCCAGCAGUCCUGUUUGCUGGUGAACACUGCCACCCCAGCUUCUAUUCCACUGUGCAUGGAGCGUACCUAUCCGGGCGGGAGGCUGCCCAGGUGCUGUGUGUGCCGGACACCCCGCCGGAAGUAGUGCUGGACGUGGAGGGCACUGCUGAUCUCUCGUCCUGGCUGGAGGGCAUCAAGCUGAACUAAGACUUUCAAUGUGGCGUAAAGGUUGGUAGUGAUGCUUUGUGUCUGCCAAAAGUUUGGAAGUGAUGCUUAUUUGUACAGAAAGAUUGUCAGACACUGAGGCUGAGCAAGUUGGUAGUGAUGCUUCAUAUCUACAAAAGGUUGGUAGCACUGGCUCUCAGUUGAAGGUCAGUCGUACAUAACUGAAUGGUUGGCAGUGUUUUUCUACAUGGAUGUCGGCCUCUAAACUCCUUCACAUGUCUGUCUUUUCAUCACCUUAAAUUUUUGUGUCAAUUUGGCAUAGAGAAUAUGACCAACCUAUGAAUAUGGACUAUUCACCAUGUGUCACUUUUGAAAAUGACAGGUGUAUAAAUUGUAAGAAUGUAAUUGUGUAAAUAAGUAACUUAAUACUUACAAUAAUUACUACGUGAACAUGUGUAUCAAUUUUAUCAUAUAAGUUAUUUAUUUUGUAUACUGUAUUGAUAGGAAGAAAAGUUAAUGCCAGAUGUUGAUCAUACUGGCAAAGAAAAUUUCAGUGUUAUUUAAGAAAUAAGAACGUGAUAUGGUUUUAUAAUUAUUGCUCAAUGAAUUUUAUAAGAGGUCAUGGGUUAUCAUUUGAGAUAUUCAAAGUUCACCUUACAGUAUUUAUUUCACUUGAUGGUUGAAAUGGAUGGGUGUCAUAUGGUGAAGAGAAUAGAUUGCAGAGAGAUGCACUGGAUACAGAGUUGCUCAUUGAGGUGGUUUGCACUCUUUGUACAUGUAAAAAGUAACACGGACAUUGUGAAGAGUGUGUACAUGAGUAGUACUAAAGAGGAAACUAUGAUAGGGAAACCACCACUGAAGUUAAUAGAAUGGAUAAUAAUUGGAAGGGGAAGAGGCUUUAACCUUUCAGUGAAAGAGUGAAGGAACAAUAAGUGAUUUCCUUGGUAGCCACUUCCCUGAGGGAAUCACUCGGUGAGACAAGGUAGUGGAGACAUACAUUGGCUGUUGGGUGAAGUAUUAGGAAAAUACUAAAGUUUCUUAUCAUGAAGUGAAGUAUUCUCUGAAAUUUUUUUUUUUUUAUGUAAACUACAUAGUUGUGCUUUAACUUCAUCUUUUUAUUUGCUGUCUAGCCUUUGCUGGCUAAUCAAUUUUAAAACAAUGAAUGCCCACAGUGCUCUUUCUUAGUUCAACAAUAAGUUUUGAACAUGAAAAAUUGAAGUGCAAUGAAUAGAGUAUUGACAUGUGGAAUCCAUUGUUGUUGUUUUGUUGAUCGCCUUCCAUAUUCUUAAGAUGCACUGAAGGCAAGCCAUCGACUAGUGAUAGGAAGUGUUGCGCCAUAGUCAUGCAGUCUUUCUUUAAUUAUAAUGUGGGAGUUGAUGGAUGGGAGUGUGGCAGGCUGAGGUCCAGUGCAGCCUAUGUCCCUUGUUGCUGGCAGGAACCAGGACCAUCGUUGCUGUGGUAAAGACCACUGUUGCCACAAGUGAUGUUAUUAUGAUUUGUCAUGAAAUAUAGAAAUUUGACCUUAUUCAUCAGUUUUGGGUCUUUAUCAUUAUGAGUACAAGGUUAAUGAUGGUAUGAAAUAUGCACUGAACACUUUUGUAAGGUUUAUUAUAAGUGCCUGUAUUGAAAUAUGGCUCUGCUAGGCAUGUGAUCGUAACAAAAAAUACAAAAAUUCCUUCAAAUAAUGGGCUCAUGGGGACAAAAGUUAGAUAAAUUCAGUGAUUUUAAAUAAACAUCAAAGCAACCUAACUUAAGAUAACUGAGCACAUGUGUCUGUGUAUGGCAUGGCAGAUCAAAUAUGUAAUCAGUGAGAUGAAUUGAUAUCCUUGUGAGUGAAAGGAUUCAUCCAAUACUUAAUUAACUCACUUUGGGAAAGGUUGGAAGGACUAGACCCUCACUGAGCCUGGUGAAAGUUGAGGUUCUUGCUUAUCAUGUUUGGAAAGGCAGUAAAAAAUUUCCCUGCAAUGCAAAAAAACUCCUCUCUUCUUCUAGUCUUUAGUACAGGUAUUGAUGAGUGAAAUUAGGGUUGUACUGGUGAGACUACAAUUAUGCGGCCUGUUGUACUCUUCACUGGUGGCCUGACUCCCUUGCAGCAAGUGUAGUGUGGUUUGAUGUACAGGAGUUCCUUUUAGAUAGAUUCACCUUGAAAUAUUCAUCAAACGUAACACGGUAUUUUUUACUCAUCAUUCAGCAUCAUCAGUGCUAAGAAGGGGCACAUGAGUUUUUGUUUCCACCAUAGCAAGGGAUUGAUGCCACGAGUAAUGAAGUCAAAGCAUAUACAUCUGUGUCUUACUUGGGCUCUUUAUUCUCAACACCCAACUCAGUGAACCAUUCAGCUGUGUGAUCCUCCUCUAGUCGGGUUCGUCAAACUAUACAAUACUUAACAUGUACUGAAGCUUUCUGGAAAGUGUUUUAAAGUAACCUGCUUGUAAAUAUGGCUGCAGUAGUUUUUUUUUUCUUUUUUUUCUAUAUUAAUGGUGUGCCUGCCAGCUCUCUUGCCAUACAUACAUAUAUAGGUAUGUUUAAGGUGAAUAGUCUCCCCCAAAAUGUAGAUAUAAGGUGUAAUACUCGAAAUAUUACUUUUAUUUCAUUAUGACCAUUGCAUUCCUGUAUAUUUAGUAGGUCACUAAAGGGAGUACCUCUUGUUUACUGGCUGUGAUGCUCUACAGACUCCUCAUUGGCAUUAUCUGUGUUAUUCUGUUGUGAUUCUCAGCAAGUGGCAGUGUACAGUAUAACAUCACUCUGAAACACAUUUUUAAAGCAUCAGCAUGAAUUCAUGAGGUAACCAGUUCAUAUAGUCCAAGAAUAUAACAGAAGACAGAGAAAAUAAUGCCAUUUGUUAAGGAUGUCCUGUUCAGCACAGAGUAGUCCUUGUUUAAAUAUCAGUACACAUGAUAUCACUAUGAACAAAGUCCGUCAGUCUGAAGUUCAGAACCAGUGGCUCAGGUUUGGGUAACAGUUUGCACAACAAAUCACACAAAUGACAGUAGAGUGAUUUUAAACAAGGACUCAGUCUGUAUACAAGCAGAGUUUGUGUGUGCCUGUAUGUCUGCCUGCUUGGGGUGAUGUUCCGCUGAAGGCUCCAGUGUGGGGCGGGUUCAGUAAGGGAUUUGGUGCCACCCCUCAAUACUCUAGUGUUUGCAGCUUUAAUCAUUGUCAUUAGCUUGGUUUUCCAAAUGUCGGCUGAGAAUUUUCUCUGCAGAAUGGAUUCAGAUUUAUUAUAAGGAUGUGUAUGUGGAGGUGUUUUUCAGUCUUUGUUUGUAGGAGAGAAUUGAGUGAAUGAAGUAAAAGUUGGUGCCGUAUUGUAGGGAUUCACUUGGCAGCAUUUCACUUGUGGAUGAUAACUAUGCAUGUGUAAAUGAUAUUUCUGAUUGGAAUAGCCUGCAGUUUUUCAUGGGUGUGUCUGAGAGUGAAUACUACAACUUUCCAUGUAGGACUUACUUUGGAGAGUAUUUUUCUAUAUCCCACUUUAGUACCUUCUAGUGUAGAUAGUAAGAUGUAAUGAGUAGUGCAGCAGGACUGAGGCAGUGCAUGGGACAACAAAUAGUGAUAUUUUAAGCUGAAUAUCACUUUGCAUUUACUUGAGUGGUAAAGAGAUCAAUUUUAGCAGUAAGUGAAUGGUAAAGGAUUAACUUAAGCAGUAAAAGUGUGCAUUUUGGACUCAUUAUGAUAUUUCUAGUGUAUAACAUAUCAGAAUUCCAAAGUAUAUGAAACACCUGAUAUACUUGAAGCACACUAUGGCUACAGAUGCCACUAACAAAAUUUUAAGAUAUUUUGGCCUGUAUAUAUACCAGACAUCUUGAGAGUAACACUAGUACCGUAGUGGCCAGACGCACUUAUACGGAGACACAUCGAGACCAAGGAAGAGUCAUAACUAAUUGAUUUUCUUACCAUAUUUGUGAAGUUAAAGUAUAAGUCUUAGAAAAUUAACUAGUACGUAUUCUUGUUUGGAAAGGGGCUUGCAAUAAUGGAAGAGCUUUCAAUACCCUUUCUACUUCUAGUUUUGAUUAGAGUAUAAUUAACUUAGUAGCUUGCAUGCUGACUUUCUUAUCUUACUUUUAUGUUAUAUCUAGUCACAAGUGUAUCUAUCUAUGUAUAUUGCAUUUAAGAUCUCAUUUUAGUCCCACAUACAUCAACUACACACACACACACACACACACACACACACACACACACACACACACACACACACACACACACACACACACACACACACACACUCCACAGUUUUUGCAGUAGUGCCUGUGGGAGCUGUAAUGAUGUCAUGUGCUGUAAAAUACAAAUAAUUCAAAGUCCAGCCAAAGCUUUAGGUUCCUGUCUGCGUAGAUCAGGUAUCAGCGACUCUCUUGUUUUAUUGUACUCAAACAAGUCUUUACUUUGUGUUUGACAUUAGUAGUAAGGAAAAGGAAAGUGAAGUCUGUAUUGUGACAUUUUGUAUUUUAUGGUGCACUUGUACGAAUCAUCUUUUCAACCAUUUCUGUAUUUCCUAUGUAUGGUAAGGUCUCGUGAAUGUAUAUACCGUAUAUAAUAGUAAAUAUAUAUAUAAAUAUAUAUAUAUGAAAAGACAUAGUAUAUACUACUAUAAGGUUUAGUAAAUAUAGUAUGCACAACUUUCCUACAGGGAAUAUUUCUAAUGGGUUUUUGCAAUUAACGAAAUGUUUCUAAACACGCAAGGAAUGUCCAUUGUGCAUCUGCUCAUUGUCUGAAUUUUUUAAAUAAAUAAAUUCCUUUGAGAUUAAGA